Molecule: messenger RNA, 1563 nt
Organism: Eucalyptus grandis
Lineage: Eukaryota; Viridiplantae; Streptophyta; Magnoliopsida; Myrtales; Myrtaceae
Product: disease resistance protein RUN1-like
Exons: 2
Coding region: 172-1563 (463 amino acids)
Biological process (GO): defense response; signal transduction
Molecular function (GO): ADP binding
Source: RefSeq, a predicted model, not a curated record
GGUAAAAGCAAACCAAUCUGCGAAAAAUACAGCGAGAGCGCAUUGCAGUCCUCCUGCCUCUUCCGGCGCUUUGCUAAUUCCUCUUGAGGGAUCCCAGAUCAGAUUCAGAGAGAAGGAUUCCACGUCUCGCUGUGAUCUAAUCCGGUGAAGAUCUUGAGUUCCUGAAGGAGGAUGAAUAGAAAGAGGGACUCACUGGAGAAAGUGACCACGUCGGCUUGUGGUGAUGAUGGUGAUUUGCAGUUGGGGGCCAAAUUCGAGGUGUUCUUGAAUUUCAGAGGCCCCGACACCCGCCUCAACUUCACCGAUUGUCUCUAUCACUCCUUGGUUGGAGUUGGGAUUCGCGUUUUUCGAGACAACGAAGAGAUCCGAAAGGGAGAAAAGAUUGGAGGCGAGCUUCUCCGUGCCAUCGAAUCAUCCAAAAUAUACGUGCCCAUCUUCUCCAGGAACUAUGCAUCCAGUGUGUGGUGUCUUCGUGAGCUCACGCACAUGGUGGAGUGCUCAAGCAAAGCAAGUGACAAAUUGAUCCUACCCAUUUUCUAUAAUGUGAAUCCUGACGACGUGAAACUUAAAACUCGAUUAUACCUCGACGAUUUGGAGAAGCAUGAGAAGAAGUUCAUGCGUGAUGAAGUUCUAGGAUGGAAGGAGGCUCUGACUGAGGUUGCAACAGUCAAAGGAUGGGGCAUGAAGGACAAAGGCCAUGGUGAAAUCAUUAACACUAUUAUUGAUGAGAUUUUGACCAAACUGACGAAAAGAAAGAGCAAUUUGCCUGAUCAUUUAGUUGGGAUUGAUGAUCAUGUUGAAGCUAUCAUGGACAUGUUAAACGAUGGUUCUCAUGAUGUUCGCUACUUGGUCAUUCAUGGAAUGGGCGGUAUCGGCAAGACAACUCUCGCAAGUGCUGUCUUUAAUCAAAUCUCCAAUCAAUUUCAAGGUUAUAGCUUCCUUUUGGACAUUCGCGAAUCUAUGCAACAUGGUAGAAUGGUUGAGUUACAAAAACAGUUGUUAUCAGAAAUCCUCCAAGGCAGAUCUCUAGAUAUCCACAAUUCUGUUGAUGUAGGGAUUGAAAUAAUUAGAGAAAGGUUACAUGAUAAGAAAGUUCUUCUUGUUCUCGAUGACGUGGAUAAGUGGGAGCAACUCUCUAAACUAGCAGGAAAGAGCGAUUGGUUUGGUCCAGGAAGCAAAAUCAUCAUUACAACGAGGGACAUCAACUUUUUGCCAAUCAAAGAGGAGGACAAAGAGAGUAGUUUCCAAGCACAUUCUCAAGAAUUUAAAAUCUAUGAAAUGAUAGAAAUGGAUCCUUUCCAUGCUCUUCGGCUUUUUAGUAAACAUGCCUUCAGGAUGGAUUGGCCACCACAUGACUAUGAUGAUAUCUCACACGAAAUUAUUAGAAAGACAGGUGGACUUCCAUUAGCUCUGGAGGUUAUUGGUUCCUCACUUUACUGCAAAAGCAAAAAGUUUUGGAAAGACACAUUGAAGAAGUUAGAUUUUGUGCCCAAGCAAGAAGUCUUCAAUAAAUUAAAGAUUAGUUAUGACAUGUUAGAGCAUCGUCAAAGAGAUCUUCCUUGA